AUGAGUAGACAAAAUAUCAUUAUUAACGACAGUGUGAUGAGGCAGCUUAUUGAAGCUGGUUACACUAAAGAAUAAAGCGUUCUAGCCAUAUAAGCAACCAAUCUAUUUGGUGAUUGUCAAAAUCUAAAUCAAUACUUAGCCAUUGCCAAAUCCAAUUAUCAAGACUUAUAUUAAAUGGUUCAUGCUAAGGAUCAGACCAAUUAAUCUUUUAACAAUUCUUAAUAUCAAUAAACUAUACCAAAUUAUUACGAUAUGGGAAAUUCUACUAAAAGGAAAACUAAAAUUCCUUCUAUUCCAGUGGGUUUAGUCAAUAUUGGCAAUUUAUGCUACUUUAAUUCACUUCUAUAAUUGAUGUUAAACAAUCCAAUUUUUGUUAAAACAAUAUUCGAUUAUAAAGUACAAUAUAACAAUGAUAAAUUUGAUAACUUUUUGAAUUCACUUUAAAGACUGUUUGCAAAUUUAAUCAUUUCUAAUUCAAUCUAUUAUGAUGCAAGUGAAGUUAUUUAAUUUAUGUGGUGGGAUUCAAAAGAUAUAUAAUUAGUAGGGCAUUAGUAAGAUUUCAGAGAACUUUGCGAACUAUUCCUUUCAAAAGUAGAUCAAUCCUUAAAGGAGAAAGAACAAUCAUCCUCUCAAAAUCAACUUAAUUUGAACAUUAAUGAUUGCUUCAAGAGUCAAAUAUUAAAAUAAUAAUUUGUAUUGACUAAUGAGAGAGAUAGAUAUUAAAUCUUCAUCCCAGCCAAUCUCAGCUAUGGUAAUAUAUACAAUACCUUAUACCAUGAAUUUGGGUAACAGAAGUUAACUAGUAUUCCAGAAAACCUUUUUUUUCAAAUUUCAAGAUAUUCCUACAAUAGAAAUACUUAAAAUAUGGUCAAAUCGACUCAGGAUUUUAAUCUGCACUCAGAAAUCUAUAUUGAUUUUAUAAUACAAGAUGUCAAUUAGGUACAUAAUUUAUUUGAAAUUUUUAAUGGUGCUACAAAUGGAAGUCAAUAAAUGAACCUAGAUCCCUAGUAAAUCUAAAAAUAUAUUGCUUCAUUUAAAGACAUUAUUGAAUAUUAUUCGCUACUUUAGAAUGAGAUUAUGGUUUAGUAAUUGACAUUAGAUUAAGAUAUACUAAAAAUAUAAUAACAGUCAUCUGAAUAUUAGUAGAGGAGAGGAGACUAUUAAUGGUUAAAUCAAUAAUUAUCGUAAUGUUGCUCUAAAAAAUACUACCUACAUAGCAUUGUUAUUCAUUUAGGAAAUGCAAAUUAAGGUCAUUAUUUUAUCUACAUUUAUAACUUUUCAAAAAAAUAAUGGUUUUAAUAUAAUGAUUCUAUUGUGGAAGUGAUUUCUGAAAGUGAAGUUAUGAGACUAUCCAAAAACAAUGCUUACAUAGUUACUUAUGUUAGCGAAUAGCAAAGAUAACUUAUAAGGUAAUAGGAAGAAAUAGUUGAACUCAUUUAAUAAAAUGAUUUAUCAAAUGAUUUAUAUGAAAAUUUGGAACUCUUAUAAAUGAUACCACAAAAUUUAUUUAAGGAGAUUUACUAGCAAAAUUUGAAUCUCACAAUUUGA
Paramecium tetraurelia is the source of this 1548-nucleotide messenger RNA. RefSeq lists its product as uncharacterized. The record is from RefSeq and is a predicted model, not a curated record. Gene Ontology annotation, biological process: protein deubiquitination; regulation of protein stability. Gene Ontology annotation, molecular function: cysteine-type endopeptidase activity; cysteine-type deubiquitinase activity. The transcript has 4 exons. Gene Ontology annotation, cellular component: nucleus; cytosol. NCBI's taxonomy places the organism in Eukaryota, Ciliophora, Oligohymenophorea, Peniculida, Parameciidae.